This is a messenger RNA of Nelumbo nucifera (sacred lotus), 877 nucleotides long. The record is from RefSeq and is a predicted model, not a curated record. Lineage: Eukaryota; Viridiplantae; Streptophyta; Magnoliopsida; Proteales; Nelumbonaceae.
AAAGAAAAGCUGACAAAUGCAAGUGAAGACGUCAUCAAAUAUCCGCUCCCAAAUGGCCAAGUCCCAACUUUUUUUAAUUAAAAUUGCAAGUUAAGAAUAACUGGAGAAUACAAUCAAUCAUUUGUUGUUUCUACUUUCUAGCCUGAUCAGUUCAUCAUCCCGUCUGCAACAAACCAGUAGAAAUUUCGCCGGAGACAUGCCGGAAUCCCCUCGAUGUUGUCGGUGUUGCAUUAGCUUCAUUUUCUCCGCCGGCCUCACCACUGUCUUCCUGUGGCUCAACUUACACAUCGACCAUCCCAACUACUUCAUCCAAAACUUUCAGGUCCCGCCCCUCAAUCUAACUGCUCAUGACACCAGAAACGCCACCAUAGCCUUCAACCUCAAGCUCGCCAACGGCAAUAAGGACAAGGGGAUCUACUACGACGAGGUCAACAUCGCCCUUUACUACGGCGGCAUAAAUCGAACCAUUGCUCUUGGAAACACUUCCAUACCUCCCUUCUAUCAAGGGCAUAAGAAGAAGGCUAUAAAGGCGCAAACCAUGGAGGCCCGUAGAUUUCCCUUGCAAACCGCUCUGAAGGAGGUCUCCAACAACAGGACGGUGGUUUUCCAGGUGGAUUUGGCGACGGCGGUGAGGUUUAAGACCAUUUGGUGGAAGACCAAGCGGCACCGGAUGAGUGUCGGCGGGGAUGUCCAUGUCAACCGGGAAGGGAUGACAGCAGACAACAAAGACAUAGAGCUCAAAUCCAGCGGGGCAGAAUUCGGUUGCUAUCAUACGCCCGCUGCAAUGUUGGCUCUCGUCGUUUUGCUUCUCAUUCUGUGUUAGUAGCAUUUGUUUGUUCUUUUUUUUUUCAAUUUCUUGUUUCCUUUUUCGUUUCCG